Messenger RNA from Helicoverpa zea (corn earworm), 1735 nucleotides. RefSeq lists its product as uncharacterized. Bases 190 to 1719 code for a protein of 509 amino acids. The transcript is spliced from 2 exons. NCBI's taxonomy places the organism in Eukaryota, Metazoa, Arthropoda, Insecta, Lepidoptera, Noctuidae. The record is from RefSeq and is a predicted model, not a curated record.
UGUGAAGAUCACUUUGAUGUAAGUAACUGUAUUAACAUUACCUAUCUAAUGAAAUAUACUCUUUAAUGAUAGGUUAACUACUUCAAGAAUCAAUACUUUGGGAAAUGUGGAUAAUAUUUAGAGGUUAUAAAAUCUAUGUAGUAAAGAUGCUAAUAACUUAUUUUUCUUACGUUUCAGUUGGAACAUGACAUGGAAAACUAUAUAAAGUAUAAAAUAAUGGGUUCAGUAAAAAGGAUUAAAAUUAAACCUAAUUGCAUACCCUCCAGGUUUGCUUGGAAUAGAAAACACAAGAUUUUAAAAGAAUCACAUCCUACUGAAGCUAAAAGGCAAAGAGUAGCCUUACCUGAGGAUUCUUAUCAUGAUUAUAAAGAAGCAGAGAAUAAUGAAGUGUCAUCUUAUACAGAAGGUUUGCAAACAGAAAGGGGUGGACCCUCUCAAGUUCUCAAAAAACAGGAACACAAAGCGACUCAAAUUAACCAAAUGCAGGAACACAAAGCCACUCAAGUAGUGCCGAGCCAGAGACAUAAAGCAAUUCAGGUUUGCCAAAGGGCACAUAUCAGAAGUAGACAGGUUCAACCCAAUUUACAAAGUAGAGAUAAAAUAACUUCGCCAAUUAAAUUAAAUGUAUCAAUUGCUACAUCGCCUUUAAAAUCUUUGGCUAAAAACAUUAUAAAACCAUCGACGUCUCAGCCACCUGCUUCAAGAAAGUUAAGUUUUAUAGAAGAAUUCUGUGACAGUGAUACUUCAUGUACACCAUCAGUAGCAGGGUCAACAGUUGAACAAGACUAUUCUCCAUCUAAAACAAGCAUGUCCAAAACUACUUCAGACAGCAGCUUACAAGAUGAACAUAAAAAACUUCAAAAAAUAAAUUUGCAAAGUACAAUAAGUAAAAUAAUUGAUAAGCCUAAACUUUACAUAGGUAUUAAUAAAAAUCUAUAUUUUAUCAUUGAUUUAAUUAAAAAGCAUACAGAUAUCACUGUGCCCAAUAUUUUAUUAUGUUUAAUGAAAAUUAAGUUAAAUAGGACUUUCUCACAAUUAUCAGAUGAUUUCGAUUUAUCUGUGACCCAAGCGAGUAAUAUAUUUAAUAACAACAUGCCAGGUAUUGUUAAAGUCCUUUCACCAUUUGUCAAACAAUUUUCAAGUACAUCAAUAAAAAAAAAUUUACCUAUAGCUUUUCAACACAGAUAUAACCAGGUGACAUGUAUCAUUGAUUGCUUGGAAAUAGAAAUCCAAAAACCUUCUAAGGCUAUGCAUCAAGCAUUGACCUGGUCAGAAUAUAAGAAAACAAAUACCAUUAAAUACCUUGUCUCAUGUACUCCUGAUGGACUCGUAAACUUUGUGUCAAAUGGCUAUGCAGGAAGAAUUAGCGAUGUAAGCCUGUUAGAAGAAAGUUUGUUUUUGGAAAGCUUGAAUCCAGGCUCAUAUAUUUUAGCUGAUAGAGGUUUUAAAAAUGUAGAAUCAUUCUUGUCUCAAAAAGGAUUUUUCCUACUAAGGCCACCAAGUGUUCAUACCGGGAUGAAAUUAUCUAAAAAAGAAGUAAAGCAGACCAAGCAAAUUGCCAGUCUUAGAAUCCAUAUUGAAAGGGUAAUUAGAAGACUGCGUGAAUUUAGCAUUUUAAAAAUGCAUACAGUUGUCAAUACUAAUUUAAUUGGCAUUUUGGAUUUAUGUAUUAAAGCAGCAUGUGCAUUAAUUAAUCUACAAGGAUCUUUAAUUAAAUAAAUAAUUGCAAAUAUAU